Molecule: messenger RNA, 5156 nt
Organism: Enterobius vermicularis (human pinworm)
Lineage: Eukaryota; Metazoa; Nematoda; Chromadorea; Rhabditida; Oxyuridae
Source: the annotation of a GenBank genome assembly
AAAAGGCGUCCUGGCGCUGAAGUGAUCAGGAACGCCUCAAAUGCACAAUUACGUAUUUAUAGCUUUCCUGCUCAACCGUGUAGGACGGCAGUCUGUUCUUUCAUUUUUCGAUUAUUUUUCUUACAACUAUGCUUUCUAUUUUUGGUUUCAUCACAACCAGCUCAACAGAUACCAUCUGUAGAUCCAAAUCAUCAUGUUCAAAGUAACAAUCCGUGUUAUGAUGCAUCUAAUAGGCCUCAGCGAUGUGUUCCAGACUUUAUUAAUGCAGCUUUUAAUCUUCAAGUUGAAGUCACUAAUACCUGUGGUGUGAGAAGUCCGACACAUUUUUGUGUGCAGACUGGACAUAGCGGUAUCCGAAAAGUUUGCGACGUUUGCGAUAACCGUGUAGAGGGCUUCCGACACCCAGCCAAAUUCUUAACCGAUUUUAAUAAUGCAAAUAACGAAACGUGGUGGCAGUCCGAGACAAUGAACGAGAAGAUACAGUAUCCUAAUUCUGUUAAUUUAACGUUGAGGCUUGGAAAAACUUUUGACAUCACUUAUGUGCGAUUAAAGUUCAUAAGUCCACGUCCUGAAAGCUUUGCUAUCUAUAAGAAAACCCGAGUGGGUGAUGAUUGGGUUCCGUGGCAGUAUUACAGUGGUUCUUGUUACGCGACCUACAGAGUGAGGGAAAAGGUACCGAUAUUGCCGGGCAAUGAGGCAGUUGCACAAUGUACUCGUGAGUUUUCCGAUAUCUCUCCUUUAACAGGGGGUAACAUUCCAUUUUCUACACUGGAAGGUCGUCCUAGUAGCCGUAACUUCGAAGAAAGUGAAGUUCUCCAAGAAUGGGUAACGGCAUCAGAGAUACGAAUCGUUUUAAAUAGAAUGAAUACAUUUGGUGACGAGAUGUUUAAAGACCCGAAAGUGUUGAGGUCUUAUUAUUAUGCAAUAUCUGACUUCGCAGUUGGUGGAAGAUGUAAGUGCAACGGUCAUGCGAGCGAGUGCGUUAAAUCUACUGGAGAUGGUGAAGAACGAUUGGUUUGCCGAUGCGAACAUGAUACCGAAGGUACUGACUGUGAACGAUGUAAACCUUUCUAUAAUGAUCGCCCAUGGAAACCUGGAACAGCUAAUGAUGCUAACGAAUGUCUUCCUUGCAAUUGCAACCACUUGUCCAGUCGCUGUUACUUUGACCAGGAGCUCUAUGAAAAAACCGGAAGUGGAGGUCAUUGUAUUGAUUGUGCUGGUAAUACGCAGGGUCCGCACUGCGAAGAGUGCGCUCCAAACACAUGGAGGAGACCCAACGAACCAUACUGUGUCCCCUGCGGUUGUGAUGAAACCGGAUCAUUAAGCACUCAGUGCGAUUCAACAGGGCAGUGUGCUUGCAAACCGGGUGUAGGCGGGCACCGCUGUGAUCAGUGCAAGGAAGGUUUCUAUGAUUUCUCAAGCACCGGAUGCAAGGAUUGUCAGUGCCAGGCAAUAGGAUCCUUGAACAAUAAACCAUUUUGUAAUCCUAGUACUGGUGAAUGUGUCUGCAAAUUAAAUGUAGAAGGUCGCCAGUGUGACCGAUGCAAGCCAGGCUAUUUUGAUCUUUCAUUAGAUAAUCAGUUUGGAUGCACACCUUGCUUCUGUUUUGGACAUUCGUCUGUAUGUAAGGUUGCUGAAGGGUAUUAUGCUACUAACAUAUCCAGCGAAUUUGAUGAAGGCAAAAAUAAAUGGAGAGCUGUAGCACAACGUGGCCACUUGGAUACUCAGUGGUCAGAAGUUGAUAAAGCUGUAGCAGCUUCGGAUAUUGAUGGUUCUCCGGUAUACUUUGUAGCGCCAGAACAAUUUAAUGGUGAUCAACGAUCCUCUUACAACCAAGAUCUCUGGUUUACAUUUAGACUUCAACAGGGUCAACCUGGUGGAAUUCAACCAAGUCAAAAGGAUAUUGUGAUUGUUGGAGGUAACGGUAACCAAGAACUAACACUGCCAAUUUUUGCUCAAAAUAAUUCAUAUCCGAGUGUCAGUGAGCAGCAAUAUCGUUUUCGUAUUCACGCAAAUCCAAUAUUCCAGUGGAGCCCACGCAUGAAUGAAUUGGACUUUAUCGGAGUUCUCGCGAACGUCACGGCACUAAAAAUCAGAGCGACGUAUGGGCGUAGAGACAUUGGUUUCCUAAGUAGCGUCCAUCUUGGAAGCGCCAGCCUUGCACCGCUCGGUGAAAAUCCAAAAGAGGCAAAGUGGGUGGAGUCAUGCAGUUGUUCGGAAGCAAAUGUAGGGCAGUUCUGUGAAUCAUGCGCUCCUGGCUACCGCCGAGUACAAAAGUAUGGAGGACCGUUUAACCGCUGCGUAAAAUGUGACUGUCACGGACAUUCAACGUCUUGCGAAGCUGAGUCAGGAGCCUGUAUUUGCCAGGAUAAUACUAGCGGAGACACCUGUGAGGUUUGUGCCAAAGGGUACUAUGGAGAUGCGUUACAGGGGACUCCAGAUGACUGCAAGAAAUGCCCGUGCCCCGAGGAUGGGCCGUGUAGGUUGUUCACAAGCGAUGGUGUAUCACAAAUUAUGUGCACUGAUUGCCCUACUGGAUAUAUGGGACUCAGAUGUGAGAGCUGCGCUGAUGGAUAUUUUGGUAUGCCGAGCGAAGAUAAACCUUGUGAGGAAUGUGUGUGUAACGGAAACAUUGAUCCAAAUAAUAUUGGCAACUGUGAUUCGUUGACAGGAGAAUGCAAAAAAUGUGUUUUUAAUACUGAAGGACCUAACUGCGAAAGAUGUCAAAAAGGCUUCUGGGGAGAUGCUUUACGAGAACCCAAAGGGGACUGCAAACCUUGCAAUUGUUACGUGCUUGGAACAAAACGAGUUGACAUUGAUUACACGGUUUUGGAGUGCAACCAGAGUGAUGGACAAUGUGAAUGCCAGCUGCACGUGACUGGUUUAAGAUGCGAUAAGUGUGAGGAAGGAUUUUACAAUAUUACUUCUGGAACGGGCUGCCAAAGUUGUGACUGCGAUCCGGUGGGGAGUAUCGAUGGGUCAUGUGAUGUUGUAACUGGGCAGUGCGUUUGUAAGAAAGGAGUUACUGGACGACGGUGUGAUGAAUGUGCAGCUUUACAUUUUGGAUUUGGCGAAGAUGGGUGCGAACCAUGUGACUGUGAACCCGUUGGUUCCGAGUCGGCUCAGUGUCACGUUAAAUCUGGUCAGUGCUUGUGUCGAGACUAUGUUGAGGGCCGUCGAUGUGACACUUGUAUGGAAAACAGAUACAACCUGAAGUUAGGCUGUUUAGCUUGCGACGAGUGCUAUAGUUUGGUACAACGUAGAGUGCAGGGACAUAGAGAGAACAUUAAGCAACUAGAAGAAACGCUCAAAGAAAUUGUUGAUAACCCUGCUCCUGUGAAUGAUACGGCAUUCGAUGAAAAAGUGAAGGAGGUUGAGAAGGAAGCUCAAAAGCUUGCGGAUUUAGUCAAAGAAAAAAUCACUGGAGAUGACAGGAAUCUGGUAGGACAGGUCAACCAACUAAAGGAAGAUCUUAAUGACACUUUGAAUUCACUCAACAUUAUCAGCGAUUAUAGUGAAGCUAUUAACAAGAAAAUAGAUGAGACGAAAGAUAUCCUUAUGCAUUGGAAGUUAAUAAGAGACGAAGCCAAGAAAGAGAUUGGAAAAGCCUUGGCGUUUCUUAAAGAAGAAGGUAAAACUCAGUGGGAAUUGGCAAAAGAAGCAGCAGAAAGAUAUGGCGAGAAGAGUCAAAAGUUGUCUGAUAUUGCUCAAACUGCCAGGAAAUUGGCAGAUGAACAUGAAAAUCGCAGCCAAGAAUUUGAAAGAAUAGCUGAUAAGACAUUCGAGGCGUCGAAGCAGGCAAAUGCUGUCGAACAAGGACUGUGCUUAUUUGAAGAUUUUCCAGGUGAAUCUAUCAGCCAACAAAUAGCACGGAUGGUAAAAGAGCUAAAUGAAACUGGUGAUUUGUUGGAUGAAACCAAAAAGUUUGCCAAGGAACAAUUAAAUGAGGCUGAUAAAGCUUAUACUGCUGCUGGCAAUAGCCUUACCGAAGUAGAAAAAUUGAAAAUACCAGUUGUUGACGUUGAAGAGGUAAUAAUGCACUUGGUAUUCAUUGCGACAGACAAACUUGUCACAACUGAAAAAGAGAUACAACGGAUUGAAGAAGACACGAAAACUGCCGUGAAAAACGCCGUUGAACAGGCAGCUGUUAACAAGGAAGUUCUUGAAGAAGCUGGAAGAGUUUUAGGUGAAGCGGAAGCUGAAUUGGAAAGGGCCAAAGGUUACCAACAGGAUUCAGAUGUCAUGUUGGCUGACAUUGAUGCGGCGUUGGAACGUGCUCAAGAAGCUAAAUCGAAUUCGGACAAAAUUUUAGCUGAAGCAAAGAACACUCUCCGAACUUUGGAAGGCAGGUUUCAUAUGCGCAAUUAUUUUUACGUCCAAAGUAAACUCCGUGAGACUGCAUCGAUAGCUUUCUUACAAAAAAUUUUAGAAUUCCAUGGUCGUGUGAAUAACAGCAAAGAAGAAGCCAUAAAAGAACUGGAUAAGCUUGAUGAGAUCAAAAAACAAAUUGAAGAAGCUGAAAGAACUACUGAAGAUGCCAGAAAAGCAAUUGGAAAUGCUGGCAGUGAUGCAGAGCAUGCUGCCAAAGUGGCUGAAGAGGCCCAGCAGGAUGCAAACAGUAUCAAGGAUAAAGCUCAUCAUUUACACGACGAGACAUCCUCCAUACUUAAAGUUGCAGAGGAGACAAAAUCAGACGCGGAAUCAUUUUCCGAGGAUGUUGAGCAGACUUCUUCUUCUAUUGAUGCAUAUUCGAAACAAGCUGAUGAAGAUAGGAAACGUGCAACAGAUGCGGCGUCUAGAGCUACAAAAGCAAAGAAUAUCGUAAAUUCUACGCAGAAGAACAUUACUGAUACCAGCGAGAAGCUGAAGGAGAUAAUUAACGCUCUCCGUUCCUUGGACGUUUCUAGUGACGACGAGCUUGAUGCUUUAGAGAGGGAUUUAGAAGAGGCUGAGAAAGAAAACGAAAGAGCCGCUCUGGAUGCUAAGAUCAAAAAACUAACUCAACAGCAGGCGGAUCAUGACCGUAUAACAUCACAACUAGCGAAAGAGUUAACAGAACUCGAGAAUGAGGUUGUCAAUUUAGAAGCAAUACUAAAAACGUUGCCCAAUGAAUGCUACAACAGAAUUCCGAUUGAAUCAGAAGGCCAAAAAUAGAC